This is a messenger RNA of Amphibalanus amphitrite, 2049 nucleotides long. Its product is annotated as glutamate receptor ionotropic, kainate 2-like. Lineage: Eukaryota; Metazoa; Arthropoda; Thecostraca; Balanomorpha; Balanidae. Gene Ontology annotation, cellular component: plasma membrane; postsynaptic membrane. Bases 2 to 1156 code for a protein of 384 amino acids. Gene Ontology annotation, biological process: monoatomic ion transport. Gene Ontology annotation, molecular function: signaling receptor activity; ligand-gated monoatomic ion channel activity. The record is from RefSeq and is a predicted model, not a curated record. The transcript is spliced from 7 exons.
CAUGAACCCGCUGGCGGUGGAGAUCUGGCUGUACGUCAUGGCCGCCUACAUGGUCGUCUCCUUCACCAUGUUCGUGAUGGCGCGCUUCAGCCAGUACGAGUGGAACAACCAACCGCACCCGUGUGCUUCGACGAUAACGACGUGGUGGAGAACCAGUCAGCGUCAGCAACGCUUCUGGUUCAUCACCGGCACACUGCUGCGGCAGGGCUCCGGACUGAAUCCUAAGGCCGCAUCGACGAGGAUCGUGGGGAGCAUCUGGUGGUUCUUCACGCUAAUCAUCAUCUCGUCCUACACGGCCAACCUGGCGGCCUUCCUCACAGUGGAACGGACCUCGACGCCUAUAGAAAGCGCUGCAGACUUGGCAAAACAAGAAGACAUCGAAUAUGGAACGUUGGAGGGAGGCUCAACUAUGACGUUCUUCAGGGACUCUAAGAUCGAGACGUACCAGAAGAUGUGGAAGUUCAUGGAGAGCCGAAAGCCGUCCGUAUUCGUUCCCAACUACGAGGAGGGGGUGCAGCGCGUGCUGAAGGGCAACUACGCGUUCCUCAUGGAGUCCACGCUGCUGGACUAUAUCGUGCAGCGCAACUGCAACCUCACCCAGGUCGGCGGACUGCUCGACUCCAAGGGGUACGGCAUCGCCAUGCCAGUCGGCUCUCCGUGGCGGGACAAGAUCUCUCUGGCGAUCCUGGACCUGCAGGAGAAGGGGGUGAUCCAGAUGCUGUACAACAAGUGGUGGAAGGACACCGGGGACGUGUGUAGCAGGGACGAGAAGAAAAAGGACUCCAAGGCCAGCCCGCUCGGCAUCGCCAACAUUGGUGGCGUUUUCGUGGUGCUGCUCUGCGGGCUGUCGCUGGCCAUCGUCGUGGCGAUGCUGGAGUUCUGCUGGAACUCCCGGAAAAACGCCCAGACAGAUCGGCAAUCCCUCUGCAGCGAGAUGGCCAACGAGCUGCGGUUCGCUGUGCGGUGCCACGCUCCUCCGCGACGACCGGCCCUGAAGCGGUCCUGCUCCCGCUGCCAGACUACUAGCGCCACCUACGUCCCGCCGCCGCCGCGAGCGCCGCCUAACGGCUGCGAGCUGAACCUGCCGCGCAGUGUGGAGAACGGGGCAGCCCGGCACCGGGGGUCGUUCGGGUACGAUGUGAACGAUUGUGCGUGAUUCUCAGACAGCGGUGUGAAGUGAGGUGAGCUGUUGUAGCCUGGGGAGGGGAGGUGUUUGUGUAUGUGUCGGUGGGGCUGGAGGGGUUACUGGUAUUUGACCAAACGUGCGACAUCAGCCUGUUGGGACUGAGUCAGUGAGUUACUCGCGGCCUAUUUACCAACACCAGAGAAUGCUUUAUUUGCUCCUUACAGCGUCCACCACUCACUAUACUAAUGGGAAAUACCAUGCUGGUACUUCUUUCCGAUUUCCUGUCCCUUGAUAGUGUAUAUCACAUGAGCUGCGACUGAUUAAUAGUGAUCCACAUUCCAUAUGCGAUACAGAUUGCAAGUGCGUAAAAGAAGUGUUUGAUUGUAGUGUGGUUAUUGGUUGUGAAUGUCGAUACCAACCAUCAUAGUGUCAGUCUGAAUAACCCAUCUGAGUGGAUGAUUCUUGUAUGUAUAUUGUACAUAGGGAUUUACAUAAAUAAGCUGGUAUGAUAACUGAUAAGCUUAGAAUGUGUGCUGAUCAGUGAUCGUGCACCCAGAAUUUUCAUAAAAAAUGCAUUACCGACAUAGAAUAUGUACGUUAUUGAUGGGUGGCAUAAUAAGCUUGGAGCUGCGUGUGAAUCUGUCAUUGCAAAGGACGCAUGUGUACACUGAAUACUUUUUCAAUUGCUAGUCAUGACCGUCCAAAGACGCGUUUUAUUGCGAUAGAAGAUUGUGAAUCAAAGCCCGUUCAAAAUUGUGACAGAAAUGAAAAACUCCUAGCAUUUUUUUGUGACGGAACGGAGUUGAAAAAGAAGCAGGGUAAAGCAGAUACCUCGAUUCGCAUUUUUAGAAAGCACUGACGCAGCAUACGAGUUGACCGAUGACAAAUGAUUUGUUGACAAUAAAUGAAGACACCAUACACCA